UCGUUUUGGUCAAAUACAGUCCAGCACAAUUUUUUGUUUUCAUCUCUGUAAAUGUAUUUUUUUUUUUACAUUCUAAUUUAUCCAUUCAGACCCGCAAGGAAUCGUCCUAGAUUUAAUGGCGAACAGGAUGUUUUGGACUGAUACUCUGUUGGAACAAAUAGUGAGUGCUAGCGUACUCGGGUCUAACCGACGAACCAUUAUCAGUACGGGUCUUUAUCGCCCAUGGGGAAUCACAUUGUCUCAAAAAAGAGGGAAAUUGUACUGGACUGACCAAGGUCUAUCAACUGGAAAGAUUGAGAUGUCAAAUAAAGACGGAUCGGACAGAAGACAGCUGAUUACAGCACGAUUGAGAGAACCUAGGGGCCUGGCCCUUGAUUCUCAAGAACAGCGCCUGUACUGGACGGAGAGCUACUAUGAUGUGAUCGAGUCGAUUGAUCUUGAUGAUCUAUCUGAUCGAAGAGAUCAUGUUUACGCUGUUAGGGGGGACUUGGUGUUCUUUGGCAUCUCGCUCUAUUUCACCUCAAUCUACUUCACAGACUUCGCAUCUAGAGGUCUCCACGAGGCAGACAUUGGAGUUGAGGAAAUCAGGGAUAUUACUGGAUUUUCAGCAGGAGCGCCUACCCAUGUCAAGAUUUAUGCCGACUUAACGUGCCCAGUUAGCGAGUCUUGCCCCGAUAACAGUCGAUGUCAGCUCGUUGCGUAUAACACUCCCGAGUGCAUUUGUAUAGCGGGUUUGAACUGCCUUACAAGUUCCACAGGGAUAGCCCCUGCCUCCCUGGUUGCUUAUCAAGGAAUAGUAGAUAUUAAAGUGUCAUACUCAUAG
Molecule: messenger RNA, 823 nt
Organism: Strongylocentrotus purpuratus (purple sea urchin)
Lineage: Eukaryota; Metazoa; Echinodermata; Echinoidea; Camarodonta; Strongylocentrotidae
Product: low-density lipoprotein receptor-related protein 5-like
Exons: 5
Coding region: 116-823 (235 amino acids)
Source: RefSeq, a predicted model, not a curated record